AUGGCUACUCGGUUCUUGGCUCGCUUAGACCACUUAUCGCCGCCAACAUACGCAAACCUCUCUUCGGCGGAGACUACUGUUCGGAGCUUCGCGACUCGUCAGACUUCUUCGUCUCUGAAUGAUCCGAACCCUAACUGGUCGAAUCGCCCCCCUAAGGAGACUAUUUUGCUCGAUGGAUGUGAUUUCGAGCACUGGCUUAUUGUUCUGGAGAAGCCUGAGUGUGAGCCUACCAGAGAUGAGAUCAUUGAUAGCUACAUCAAAACCCUAGCUAUGGUUGUUGGAAGUGAAGAAGAAGCAAGGAUGAAAAUCUAUUCAGUUUCAACAAAACACUACUUUGCAUUUGGGGCCCUUGUAUCUGAGGAACUUUCAUACAAGAUGAAAGAAUUGCCUAGAGUGCGCUGGGUGCUUCCUGACUCUUACUUGGAUGUUAGGAACAAGAAUUAUGGAGGCAUGGACCUCCAUUUAUUGAAGUUUGGGGAACCUUUCAUUAAUGGUCAGGCUGUACCAUAUGACCCCAAGUAUCAUGAGGAGUGGGUAAGAAACAAUGCACGUGCAGGAGAUGGGAGGAAAAGACGCAAUGAUAGACCUCGAAACUUUGACAGAUCAAGGAAUUUUGAAUGA
This is a messenger RNA of Ilex paraguariensis (yerba mate), 621 nucleotides long. The record is from the annotation of a GenBank genome assembly. Lineage: Eukaryota; Viridiplantae; Streptophyta; Magnoliopsida; Aquifoliales; Aquifoliaceae.